Molecule: messenger RNA, 1423 nt
Organism: Planococcus citri (citrus mealybug)
Lineage: Eukaryota; Metazoa; Arthropoda; Insecta; Hemiptera; Pseudococcidae
Exons: 3
Coding region: 7-900 (297 amino acids)
Biological process (GO): sensory perception of taste
Cellular component (GO): membrane
Source: RefSeq, a predicted model, not a curated record
UCAGCGAUGAUGCGAACGGAGGCAUUAUGCUCCCAAGGCAACUACUGCAGCGCAUUCGGCCUCCUUCUAUCUCACACAGUAAUAGCUCUUUUGGUAAUCCUAUUAGUCCCAUUGAGAUAUAAAUCAACUAUAGUUUGUUUUAAUCAAGCUAAUCAAAUACUUUUCAAUCGACGCAUUAAACAAAACCUAUCAGUAACUUAUUAUUCAUUGCUACCGUUUACUUUUUCAAUCAUAGUAAAAAUAAUAAUCUCGAAUAUCGGAUUCUAUAUCAAAGAACCCGAGCUGUAUUACCCUUAUAAUUUAGCCUACUUCGGACCAAUAAUUAUCAUAAAUGUGGUUGGCGUUCUUUGCUGUAUUUGCGAACAAGAAUACGACGAGAUAAACCAAGAAAUAAAACAAUUAUGCAGUAAAGACGUUAACAAAAAAUACAAAACCGAAAAGCUCAAGUUACUCAUGGAUGACCAUUGGUUCGCUACAAAUUUCUUGGAUAAUAUUUCGAAAUGUUUUGCUGUCGAUUUGUUUUUAAUUAUGAUCGAUAUUUACGUACAAUUGGUGUUAUUUUUAUACGUCACUUUAUGGAGUAUGUUCGCUCAGAAAGUAUUUUCAGGACAUAUAUGGCCCCACGCAGCUGGAUUAUUGGAAGUUAUGAUUAUACUGGUGAAAUUGGUGUACUUGUGUUAUCGUUGCGACAGAGCGGUUGCUAAAGGUAAUUUCACACUAUUUCAUCUUCGUCAUCUGAGUACAGUCACUACGUACGAUUUCGAUAUACAACCUGUCAUAAAAAUCUUUACGCUGAAAUUGAACAGCAGAGACAUAAUGAUCACAGCUUACGGAUUUUUCACCAUUAAUUUAGCUUUACUGGUCAGGGUACGUUUAUCUGUAUUCACAGGUAAAAAAUAGGCUCGACUGUACCUAAGAUUAAUUUGAUUUUCAGAUAAUUGGCGCCGUUUUAACGUAUUUUUUGGUACUAAUACAAUUCCAAGUAGAUGGCGAAACAUCUAUGGCGACCACAUCACCUCCGACAAAAAACUGCCCUUCGUGGCCAUGCUUAAAACCUUCGAAAUAGGUAUAAGAAUCGAUUACGGAAAUCAUUUUUUAGUAAUACUUUUCAAAACUCCCUGAGAUCAAUGUAAAAACGUUGGUGUAAAAAAUAAAUAAUUUACUCCGUGGACAUGUAAAAAUUAAUACAAAUCUGUAUAAUUAAAUCUUAAUUUACUUAUUAUACAUUUAAUACUUCUUACAUUUUAGAGAAAUACAUCGUUGAAAGAUUUUUUUUUAGUUAUGAUGAUAAGCUUGGCGGUGGUAAAAGUGUCGUGAAUUGUUACGCUCGAUUAGAUAAAAACAGAUUUUAAAAUUUUGAUUUUUUUUCACCUUAAGGAAACACGUUGAUUAUUAAGAAAACAAAUUUUCUAAAGGAAGCAUA